Messenger RNA from Dioszegia hungarica, 2511 nucleotides. RefSeq names its product COG4 transport protein-domain-containing protein. The transcript is spliced from 12 exons. Bases 1 to 2511 code for a protein of 836 amino acids. The record is from RefSeq and is a predicted model, not a curated record. NCBI's taxonomy places the organism in Eukaryota, Fungi, Basidiomycota, Tremellomycetes, Tremellales, Bulleribasidiaceae.
AUGUCUACUGUCCAGGCUACCAGCCCGUUGGCUGCUCUGCCAGCUCAGAACGAGUUACCCGACGUCCGCACUCUUACCACUCCCGAGGAAAUCUCGGCCCGACUGGCCCUUAUCGCGCGACGCGAGUCCGACCUCACUCUCGCGCUCAAUGCGCUCAUCUCUGAUCGGAGCCGCAUCGAUUCCGCCCUCUCGCGACUGAGAAUCAUCGGGUCACAUGUCAGCCGACUCGCUGUUGAGGUGGACGGCGGUGGGGGUCCGUCAAGCGGGAUCAUGCCGCCAUUUGGGGCGUCGACGCGGGGGCUGGGUCUGCAAGAUGGGGAAGGGGAGCAAGGGGCAGAGGGGCUCGUGGAGAGGAUACGAAGGGUGUGGGAGACAAGUGAGAGGGUCGGAGGGAAGGUGCGGAGGCUGGAUACGGAGAUUGGAAGGGUCAAGGAGGCGGUGGAUAUCGUAACGGAGGUGAUGGAGCUCAAGAAUGCGCUCCAGACUUGCUCAGCGGCCAUCGAGAAGGAAGACUGGGAGUCUGCUGCUCGAGCUUGCAAGCGAGCCAUGUCGAUCCGCGCAGACGUGAUAGAAGGCGGGUAUGCUGGGACCGUCGUGCCAACACCACAGCAAUCUCUACCACCGCCUCAAAUCCUGGACCAGCUUCGAGAUACCCUCCUUCACACGUUCCGAACCGAAUUCGACGCCGCAGCAGCGCGGAGAGACCAGCAGGCUGUCUCGCGCUUCUUCCGCCUUUGGCCGGGAGUGGAUGCAGAGGAGGAAGGGCUGGAGGCGUAUGGCGACUUUGUGGUCGGGCUGGUCAAGGCGAGAAACGCGGCAGCGGGGAAGCCUUCUUCGCCGAUGUACUACCUCACACAGCUCACUUCCCUGCUGGAAGCUAUCGCGCAUAUCAUUGACCAACAUCAGCCAGUUGUAGAAAAGUACUAUGGCGUAGGGCGGAUGCGCAAGGUUGUCAGGCGGUUAGUGGAGGAGAGCGAUCGCGUGCUGCGAGGUCUCGUCGAAGGAUGGGAAGAGGAACGGCGAGUCGGCAGACUGAUAUCGGAAACGAAGCAAACCAAAUUCCCACUCCUCACUACCCCUUCCCUGCUCCCACCACUAUAUCCAUCUCUCGCUAUAUCCACCACGACAGGGCCCCAACUCUCUGUAUCCGCUAUAGCCAAUAGCGCCAGCUCACAUCUUGGCAAUAUCUCCUCCGCCACUUCGCUGCUACAGCAGUAUGCUCAGGGCGGGGCCAGCGGAUCGAAGCGGCUCCCGGCGGAACGCGCCAGCACGCCUCAGCAGGUGGCCGAGGAGGAGCCGAAUGGGCCGGACCCCAAGGAUGUGGAUAAGGUCCUGGGGGAGCUCGUGGCGCUUGGAGGGCGAUGGGCGCUGUUUAGGCGAUUUGUCAAUGGGCGACUUGCCGUGACGCAACUUCUUGACGAAUCAUCACAACCUAUCCCAAGCCCGUCGCCUAAGCUGGCAGCCGGUGAGGUCCUAGAACAAUCUGGCAGCCACAAGGCCAUCCAAAAUCUGCUUCGGGUCUACUAUGAGCCCCUCGAGCUCUGGUUCUUGCGGAUCAGCAUCGAAAAGGCGCACUGCCUCGACUCUCCCGAUACUUCCGCCGAACCCAUCGUCUCGUCCCUCGUGGACGAUACAUUCUACCUAAUCAAGCUCGUCCUCAAUCGUAUCCUCUCGUGUGGCUCGGUCGGGACAUUACGGUCGAUGCGGCAAAAGCUGGGCGAGGUGAUUGAGCGCGACUUUAAUGGGAUCAUCAAGAGGCGGAUGGAGGCUGUGUAUGCGGGUCAGGCGGUCUCGGAGCGGGAGAAGGACAAGGCGCGGGAUCAGCGGUCGGCUUUUGUUAUCUACUUGAACAAUUUGGACGUGUCUGCCGACUAUAUGGACCGCCUCAUCCUCAAUGCGCAGGAUACAAUCACGAAUGUGUUUCUCGAGGAGGAGAUGGAGGAUGUCAAGGCGGAGCUGAAGAGUUUGGGCAACACAUCGAGCGACUUCAGAAGUACAGCCAGAAAUGGACUUGAACAGCUCUUUAAUCAGCUCACGAGACCAAAACUUCGGGCCCUGCUGGACGAGUGCUACAGAGAUACGUCAUACCUCCUGGACGAUGACGACUAUGCCGAGGCGGAAGAGCUCGAUAUAGUGCGGAAGCGGUUCCAGCGGGCAUGGGAGGGUCUCGUCGAUGGGUACAAGGGCGUCCUGACGGACCACAAUUAUCAGAUACUCUUCAAUCUCACGGUGGAGACGCUAGUGAGACCAUGGGAGAAGAUGGUGAUCGGUAUGGAAUUCACCGAGCUCGGUGCGAUCAGGUACGAUCGCGAUAUUCGCGGGAUUGCGAACUAUCUUUCGACGCAGACGAACUUUGGAGGCGUCCGGGAGAAGUUUACGCGAUUGCAGCAGAUCGGGACGGUAUUGAACAUGGACCAGGAGGAAGAUCCGGAGGAGUUCUACUCGAAUUCGGGAAUACCAUGGCGCAUCAGCAAAGCCGAGUACAACGCCGUACUGCAACAGCGGCAGUAG